CCUCCCCCGGGGCCGCCGCUCCGCAGCCUGGGCUGGGUCCGGCUCCUCCCGGCCCCUCGGCACCAUCUAGUGGCGCCGCACGGCCCGGGCCCCGGCCAGCCCCGGGGCGCGGGUCAGCCCGGGCCGGCCCCGCCGGUUCUCCCGGCCCCGGGGCCACGCGUGUCCCGGCGGGGGCAGACCCGGCCCGAGGGCAGCGCUGGAGCCACCGGCGCUAAUGAGGCUGCUCGGCGGCGCCGGCCCCCGCCCCAGGGGCUCCCGGCCGCGGCUGGUCCCGGGGAGCGGCGGGAGCGGCUCCGGGCUCCCCCCGGUGCCGCGGCGGGAGCGGAGGGGAAGGCAUGGCCCCGGGUCCGCCGUGGCGGCUACGGGCCGGGCGGUUCCGCAGGAACUGGUCUCCCCUGGCCGCCUCGGCGCUGGGCUGGGAGCGGUACCGGCCCCUGAAGAGCCGCGGCGUGGACCUGACCGCUGUCACCGCAGGAAAGCGACCCCGCGGGACGAGGGAUGACGGGGGGCUGGUCCCCAGGCAGCGCCUGGGCCACAAAGGGUUACGCAAGGCACCCUGGAGUGACACCUCUGCCACCAGCCCGGGAGCCCAGCUCCUUCCUGGUCGGAUCGAAGGCUCGCCCAAUCCAGGAGUGAGGAAGGGGCCGGGAGCUGCAAAGAGGAGGCGCAGCCGGUCCGAGCCCCCCGGCCAGGCGGCUGCCACUGUCCCCCUCCCCAGCUGGUGGGUGCCCACCAUGGAGGAGAUGGUGAUCUGGGAGCAGCACACGGUGACGCUGAGCAAGGACCCUCAGCGGGGCUUUGGCUUCGCCGUCUCUGGAGGCCGGGACCGUCCCAACAGGACAACCGGGGACACGGCAGUGUUCGUCUCGGACGUGGUGUCCGGGGGACCAGCGAUGGGCCGCCUGCAGAGGAAGGAUCACAUCGUGAUGGUGAACGGCCUUUCCAUGGAGAAUGUCCCGUCCUCCUUCGCCAUCCAGACACUCAAAACCUGUGGCAAGGUUGCCAACAUUACACUGAAAAGACCAAGGAAGGUUCACCUGCCCGUGAGCAAGAGCAGCCCCGGGUCCCCCGCCGUGCCCCGGCACUACGACUCGGAUGAAGAUAACGGGCUGCACAGGGGGGAUCCGGCCCUGCGGCGCUCCCGGGACGACCUGGACCACAGCCAGGGCUACGAUGGGGACUCGUCCAGUGAGAGGAGCUCUGGCCACCACCGCGAUGACCGUCGCCACCACAAGCCGGUGCCCCGGAGCCGGAGGCGAAGCCAGGACAGCGGCCACUGGAGGCAGAGCCCGGGCAGUGGCUCAGAUCGGAGGGGCCGCAGCCGGCACCACCCCAGCACUGCCCUUGGCCAGGAAGGGGACACCAACGGGCUGGCCCUGGUGUCAGGCUUCAAGCGGCUGCCGCGCCAGGACGUGCCCGCCAAGCCCAUCACGUCAGUCCUGGUGAAGCAGAAGCAGAGCGAAGAGUAUGGCCUGAAGCUGGGGAGUCAGCUCUUCAUCAAGCACAUCGUGGAGAGCGGACUGGCGGCCAAGGGGAACUCCUUACAGGAGGGAGAUCUCAUCCUGAAGAUCAAUGGAGUGGCCAGCCAGGACAUGUCCUUGGCUGAAACCCAGCAGCUCAUCGAGCGGACAGAGGGGAUCCUGACCCUGCUCAUCCUCCGGGACCACCGGCAGUUCCUGGUGAACAUCCCUGACGUGGACAGCGACAGUGACAGCUCCCGGAUGGAUGAUAUCUCCGACAUCGACUCUGAGCUGUCCCAUCCGCCAUCCCCUGAUGCUUCCCCACGAUCUCCAGCUGCUGCCAGGAUGAAUUCACCCCCGGAGAGGAGACGAUCGAACAAGGAGACUGUAGCCGAGGUGACCACGGCUGCUGCUCAGGGACUGGAGCCGCUGGAAGCUGUGAAGGGGGAUGGCCACAGACCUCGCCCUGCUCCCCGAGCUGCCCCCAAGGACGGGUACGGCGCCGGCUCCAGGGUCGUGCGGUUCGUGAAGGCCAAGAGCGCGGGGCUGCGUCUGGCGGGCGGCAACGACGUGGGCAUCUUCGUGUCCAGCGUGCAGGAGGGGAGCCCGGCCCACAGCCAGGGCAUCUGCGAGGGGGACCAGAUCCUGCAGGUGAAUGACACCAGUUUCCAGCACCUGACCCGUGAGGAGGCCGUGGAGCACCUCAUGGCCCUGCCCGUGGGCAAGGAGGUCACGCUGUGGACCCAGAGCAAGCCGGACAUUUACAGGAAGAUGGUCUCGUCCAACGUGGGCGACUCGUUCUACAUCCGGACACACUUUGACUUUGAGAAGGACGCGCCGUCGGGGCUCAGCUUCGUGCGGGGGGACGUGUUCCACGUGCUGGACACCAUGUACCGGGGCAGGCUGGGCAACUGGCUGGCUGUGCGCGUGGGCAGGGACCUGCAGGAGCAGGACAAGGGCAUCAUCCCCAACCAGAGCAGGGCCGAGCAGAUUGCCAGCCUGGAGUCGGUGCUGAAAGCCACAUCUGGUGCCAACCCCUCCGGGGCACGGGCCGAGUUUUGGAAGCUGCGGGGCCUGCGGGGAGCCAAGAAGAUGCUGCGGAAGAGCCGGGAGGACCUGUCUGCCCUCACAAAGCAGGGUCGCUACCCACCAUACGAGAGGGUGGUCCUGAAGGAAGCCAGCUUCAAGCGGCCGGUGGUGAUCCUGGGCCCCAUCGCAGACAUCGCCGUGCAGAAGCUGAGCAGGGAGCUGCCCGAGCUGUUUGAAAUCGCCCAGAGCGUGCCCCGAGAUGGGGCAUCGUCCAAGGUCAUCAAGCUGGACACGGUGCGGCAGAUCGCAGAGAAGGGCAAGCACGCCCUGCUGGACAUCACCCCCUCGGCCGUGGAGCGCCUCAACUACGUGCAGUACUACCCCGUGGUGGUGUUCUGCGAGCCCGAGAGCCGGCCCGGCGUCAAGGCCAUGCGGCAGUGGCUGGCACCCGACUCCAGGAAGAGCUCCCGGCGCCUCUAUGCCCAGGCCAACAAGAUGAAGAAGUACUGCAGCCACCUCUUCACAGCCACCGUCCACCUCAGCGGCAGUGGCAAUGCCUGGUUCCAGCAGAUCCAGGACAUCAUCAGGACGCAGCAAAGCCAGCCCGUCUGGAUGACAGCAGAGCAGGCAGAUAUGGCAUCUGAGGACAGUCUGGACCUGCUGAACCCACCGAGCACGGUGGCCUCAGGCUACCUGACCUGUGACAGCCACGCCAACAGCGACUACGAGGACACGGAUGGCGAAUCAGGUGCCUACACUGACGGCGAGGCAGAGGAUGCCUUCGACCAGCCUGGGCUGGCCAGGUCCUCUGAGCCAGCACAGCUGUCCCCAGGCCAUGGCCUGAGCUCCUCUGAGCCAGCACAGCUGUCCCCAGGCCAUGGCCUGAGCUCCUCUGAGCCAGCACAGCUGUCCCCAAGACAUGGCCGGAGUGACAAGGUGCCCAGGCAGCCGCAGCAGGGCCGGCACUACGACAGCAUCAGGGAGUACGAGCAUGAGGCAGUGAGGAAGAGGUUCACACGGGCCAGGGAUGACUCGGAUGAGGAUGAAGGCUACGAGUGGGGGCCAGCCACAGAUGUGUAGUGGCACUGCUGGCCCGUCCCCAUGGGCCAGCCCUGCGCCACUGGGUCCAGGUGACAGUCCAGGUAGUGCCAGAUGGGGCUGGGCCCAACCACAAAGUGCCUCCUUCCCUUUUGGCCACGGCCGCUGCUACUGAAAUAAAAGGGAUGUUUGGAUCAGGA
Molecule: messenger RNA, 3727 nt
Organism: Empidonax traillii (willow flycatcher)
Lineage: Eukaryota; Metazoa; Chordata; Aves; Passeriformes; Tyrannidae
Gene: TJP3
Product: tight junction protein 3
Exons: 21
Coding region: 336-3569 (1077 amino acids)
Biological process (GO): positive regulation of blood-brain barrier permeability; cell-cell adhesion; protein localization to cell-cell junction
Cellular component (GO): plasma membrane; bicellular tight junction
Molecular function (GO): cell adhesion molecule binding
Source: RefSeq, a predicted model, not a curated record